UAUGAUUCAGAAGGAAAUUAGUAUGAUUAAGAAGGAAAUUAGAAAAAGAUUGGAAAGUGGGUAGAAUUGGAUGAAGGGUUUGAAUUAUUUGCUUAAUUCAUUUAUAUUGGCGAAUAUAAUAUUAAAGGUUAAAAAAUGGGCAUUUGGGUAGAAGUGGAUAUAAAGGAGAAUGAAAAAAUAGGAGAAUAGAGAUAUGAUGAUUGAUAGAUUAAACAAUUGA
Paramecium sonneborni is the source of this 220-nucleotide messenger RNA. The record is from the annotation of a GenBank genome assembly. Lineage: Eukaryota; Ciliophora; Oligohymenophorea; Peniculida; Parameciidae.